AGAAUGGGAAGGUAGAGAAUAUUUAGAAGAAAGAACGACAGUUAAUUAUGACUAAUGUACCUUCAGGUGGCAAAUGUUUGUGAUAAUCUGAAACUGAUUAUGUUAUCUAACCAGUCUAGCGAUGAAUUCUCUUCGAAAAUGGUUCAACAGACCGAAGAAAACUGACAGCUCUAUAUUGGCUCAGUUUUUCUUUGCGGACGAAGAGCUCAAUGAGGUGGCAGCGGAGCUCGACAGCUUUGAUGGCAGGAAGGACCCUGAGCGGUGCACAGCCCUGGUCAACAAGCUGAGGGCGUGUCAGGACAAAGUGCUGGGCGUCGUACAAAAGAUCAUCGAUGAGGCCAUCGGGAAUCAGAAGGCUAAUCGUGACUUCCGGGUCAAGUUCCCUGAUGACGUCCUUCAGGAAAACCUGGCUGGACAGCUAUGGUUUGGGGCAGAGUGCCUUGCUGCUGGCUCCAGCAUAAUGAACAGAGAGAUAGAAAGUGCCUCUAUGAGACCGCUGGCCCGGGCUCUGACCAAGAAUCUAGACAGUCUGAGGACACUGCUGAGGGAACAAUGCCUCAGGAACCAGUCCAUCGACUCAGACAGGAUAAGAGAAUCAUUAACCAUUUUUGACAAGUUGUUUGCUGAAUUUGAGUUAAGUUAUGUAAGCACCAUGGUCCCCGUGAAGACAAUGAAGGAGUAUGAUCUGACUCAGGAGAUUACGAUUCUCUUCUCAGAAACUGUUCAAAGGGCAUUGAAGAAAGGUCUCAUCGAGCAGGAAACCAUUGAUGAUUAUGAUCCAGCACUUAUGUUCACCAUUCCAAGAUUGGCCAUUGUUUGUGGUUUGCUUGUGUACCCUGAGGGUCCCUUGAAUCCAGAUUUAGAACCUUCCAACAUAUCAGAAAUGUUUAGACCAUUUCAAACAUUGUUACAUAAAAUUAGGGAGCUUCUUUUCACUCUAAGUGAUAAAGAACUUAGUGCUCUGGAGGGUGCAUUGUGUAGUGCUGAGGUACCAGAUAAGAUCCUGUCUGAACCGGAGCAGAAGGAUGAAUCCUCACAGGUGGAUCCAGGAUUUGAUGAGGAGGCCGAGCCAAGUACAUCCAGCACCCUGACGGAUAUCGCUCGAUGUCUGGAACAAGAAGUGAUCCAGAUCUCGGAUAAUUCAGAUGACCUUGUGACCCCUGAUCAGGAGAGGCUCGGAGUGUUGAAUCUUCCCCUGGAGGACUAUUCCCCCACCAAUACCCUAGUAGACUCCUUAGAGGAGCCGGAAUCUCUCAACUCGAGUCUCAACAAGUCCGAGAGUCGAGACUCGGGACUGCAGAGUGAAAACGUCAGCACUUCGGACACAGUGAUGUGCGACGUGAGUGCGGUAAGCAUGUCCUCCGACUCCACGGUGGUGUGCACAGACACUCACAGCUCCGAGUCAUGCUUCACCGACCAUGACACACAGGCAUUUUGUAGAGACAUUGUGGAGGAUAUUGUGUGUCAAGCUGUUGAGAGACCUCCACCCUACCACAGACAGGGUAGCCAGCAAUAUAACUUAAAUCUGGAGAUUCCUCGGAUUUCCUCUGUCAGCAGUUCACCCUCCUCUUCCCCUUCUUCUCAUUCAUCUGUCAGUUACCUUUCUUGUGAUAAAACACCCCCAACCUGCCUAGACCAAUCAGAUUCUAGCUCUGAUAUCCACCAAUCACAAUGUGUGUUAGAAAACAAAGAUAUCUGUGAUAUUGCCAGUAAUACAAAUCAUGUGAUAGAUGCCAGUUUGUGUGACAAAUCUAAUGACUCCACAGAGCCCAGUACUUCAAAGAGUGACUCUCUGCCAAGAGCACCAAGUGAAAACAGUGAAAAAGAUACAACCAAAGGAGAUAACAGUAAGGAACAUGAUUCAGGAGAACCAAGCUCAAGUGAGAAUACUCGAGUUCGUGAGCACCCACGUAUACAGAGACUCCGAUACACAACAGACAGUGUGAGUUCCAGCUUCUCUAGUUGCCAUAGCAAUACAUAUGAUGCUGAAUGGGACAAAGAAAGCGAUGAGAGUUGUGAAACUAGUUCCUACAAUUCUGAAAGCAAUGAUGAUGAAGAAAUAUCUCUGGCUGUUCAAGCAGCAGAACUUGCGUCACGGAAAGAGGCCAGAGCCAGGUUCAGAAGUAGCAGUGACCUGAUACAUAGGUUGUUUGUUUGCAUUUCUGGAGUGGCUGAUCAGCUACAGACGAAUUAUGCAGGGGAUCUUAGAAACAUCUUGAAGUGUGUGUUUGACAUGAACUGUUCAGACCCUGUCAUUGUACUGGAUGAAAGCCCCAAGAAGAAGUUUGACCGCCACCCUAACUUUAUGGCACGAAGAACAAACAGAUAUGGACACCGAUCUAUAUCUAACAGACCUAGAGAACCUCCCCAAUGGGUGCCCGACGAUCAGAUGGAGAAAUGCAUGUCUUGUGAAAUUCCAUUCAACUUUGUGAGGCGACGUCACCACUGUAGGAACUGUGGAAAGAUAUAUUGUGGACGGUGCUCGGCUAACUUUGUCCCCCUGCCUCACUUCAACUACAUGACCCCUGUGCGCGUGUGUAACCACUGCUUCCUGUUCCAGGUCACGCCCUUUACCGUCAACGAAUGAAAAGACACCUUACAGAUGGAGUUGAAAUGUUACCAGUUUUCUGUCAAGUUAUCGUAUCAUGUCACAUGUUCAGAUGUGUAAGCUGUUUUGUUUUUUAUUUUUGUUUUUGGUUACAUUUUUGUUCAUUUUAUUGAAAAGUUUUGCUUAAAUGUAAGCUGUUUCUGUGUGUGUGUAUUCUUGAUACUUUAUUGUGAUCACUCAUAAAUUUUCAAGAACAUUUGAUGUUGUGGAAAUGAAAAAUAAUCAGUGAAAUUCAACAAAAGAUCCUUGUAACCAGCUAAUUAGAAUAUUUUUUUUGUUAGAUGCAAUGUAGCAAUGGUAUGGAAUGGGAUGUAAUAGUUUUGUAUUGUAAGCUGAUUGUUAGCAUAGUAUCUCCUCCUACUUUUUGAUGAUUUUUUCCUGCAGUGAGAAGGGAACAAGAUAAUCCUGCUAAGUUUCGCUACAGCAUUGCCUUCACACGUACAUUAUGUGACCAGAGCUCCUCAAUAUCAAGCAGUACAAUCGUAUUAUAUGCCGAUGAUUGCCCACCUGACUUGGUUCCUUUUUUACCCAUUUUUUUUUUACUCUUUGAAUUGUAAGAACAUAGUUCGAACAUUUAUGGGUACAUCAUGUGUAAAUGGAUUUGUACUGUCAAUCAAUUAUUUCAAACAUUUCAUUGAGAUAUCCUGUAUUUUAGCAUGAUUAAAAUUAUUCAAGAUAUGUUAAUUUUAAAGUGUUAUUGAGGUCACUGAAAUUGCUAGUUCUCAUGAGUUUAAAAUAGUGACUAACAUUCCCCCAUCCGACAAAGUUUAUCUUCAUUUUAAAUUUUUGAAAAAUAUAUACAUGUACCUACUAGGGUAUUUAUUUGACAUGUAAUGGCAAUGAUUCAGUAUAGUUUACAUGUGUUUAUGUUAAAUAAUAUUCAUUAUAGAGAAGAAACAGAUUUGUUUUUUUUUUUAAUUAUUUUUCUGGCUUCUUUAACUUAAUGAUUGACUUUUUGUCUACCUCAAGUAUGGCAAUCAUGGGCUUUUCAAGAAAGCUUUUGCUAGAAUGUACAGUAUUGGUAGAUAUAUUAUGAUUAUUAUUAUUAUGAAAGGCAUUUACCCAACUCCACCCUUUUAAAAGGUCAUGUCAUCUGUCCAGUGAAACACAAUUUCAGUUGAAUAUAUUCUCGGAGGGAUAUAGCUUAGGGGAAUUAACUAACACAUUAUAAGUGCAAUUACUUUGUAUAAACGUAUCUGUACAUUAAAAAAACUGUGGGUUAAAUUUAUUUGUAAAAUUUGAUGAUUGUUUUUUUUCUUUUUGUUUGUUUUUUUAUUGUUAGUAUCACAAUUGCUUAUUACUUAUGUAUAUGACAAUGCACAAACUAAUUUGCCAGAAUUAGUAUGAUAUGACAUGACAUGACUAGUAAUGGAGUUGUACUAUUUAUUAUUCCAGAGGUUGUAUUUCUGUUCCAUUAUGAAGGAAAAAUAUUUUUCUAAUUCAAUGUAUGGUUUUAUUUAAUGAUACAUGGCACUACAAAUGUAGCAAGAGUUUAUGAAUUACUUUGUUCCUGAAAUCUGUUUUGCAUUGAGCUCCAAUUAUUUGCAGAAUGAUAUGUAAUUGAUAUGCAUUAAUAUUUUCAUUGUUUUCAUACUUGUGUUAUGAUUGCAAAUAUGCAAUGGUGGCAAAUGAAAUUUGACAACUGAAAUUAGGAAAACGCAUCUCAAAGAUAUCUUUAAAAAGAAAACUAUUUAAUGUAUCUAUAAACACAAUGUAGAAGAAGUACUUAUAAACAGUGUAACAGUACCAUUACAGUAAAACUCGUUUAGUACGAACACUAAAAUAGCGAAUUCUCGGAUAUACCGAAGUUUUAUUAAGUCCCUGGUAAAUUAUUAUCAAAUCUUUUAUUAUUGAAUUAUAUGAUUAUAACGAAUUCGGAUAUAAUGAAUUUACGGAUAUAGCGAACUGAUUUUGAGUCCCGUAGAGGUGAAUGAUAAUGAAAUUUAACACUUUUGUAACGAAUUUCUUUACAAAUAAAAAAUGUGCACUGUCAUUUCACAUAAUACUUUGAAUGAAUUUACUUUCAUAUAAUUUUUUCAAUUCACAAUCUGAUCCGAGGUUACCAAUUAUUAUAUUUUUACGUUAAGCCUCAAUUAGCAAAAAUUAUAGUCUGGUUAAAAAACCUAUGUAUAUUGUGAAUUUGCUUUAGUUAUUAUUACGAAUUCGUUAUACGGAUAUAACGAAUUACAGAUAUAACGAAGUAAAUCCAUUGGUCCCUAGGACUUCGCUAUAACCGAGUUUUACUGUAUAAGUUUAUACAGAUUUGUAUCAUGCUUUAAACUUUGGUACUCUUCAGAUAAAAUAUAAAAACUGUACAUCAUUACAAUACUAGUACAUUUAAACCUUGCAUUGUUGCUUGUGUGUACCCAAGUAAAAUUUGUCAAUGUAGUCGUGUUCACUUUGAAAGGAAUUUAAUGAUCAUGAAUCUUUCCUCACUUUUGAAUCAGUUCAUGAUCACAAUCUAGUGCCUUUUAAACCAAAUGAUCAUGUAUCAUAUUAUCGAUAAGUAUAACAAAAUAUUGUGCAGACCCCAAAUUCUACCUAUUUUGCAGAAUUAAUGUGUAAAUUACCGAAUUCAAAUAAAUUUGUUUGUGUUGACCGUCGCAUUGAAUUUUAUUUCUUUGUAGACACAAAAUUUAACAAAGACUUAUAGUCACCAGUUUGAUUUAUAAAAAAAAUUAUAUAGGAGAUAAAAUAUCUUAAGUAUGUAUGAAUUUAGCCAAUAAUAAUGUUUUAAUAAACCUGUAUCUGAUAUUGAAAUAUUCUCUGUUAAACUGAAUAUAAAAAACCCUGUCAUUUCUGGUAACUGAAAUAUUACACUUUCUAGCAUACUGGAAUUUGAAAUAAAAUGCAAAAAACUUCUCCUUUAAACAUUGCCAAAUUUUGAAGGCUUUUGGUUAAAAUUUUUUGAAAUAGCAUUCACAGUGUUUGUUUAAAUGUAUCUCUGAUAGCUUUUAAAGAUCUGCAGCUAUAAAUAUUAUUUACCAUUAUGUUCCAUUAAAAUUUAUUAUCAAAUGUA
This is a messenger RNA of Magallana angulata, 5627 nucleotides long. Its product is annotated as lateral signaling target protein 2 homolog. Lineage: Eukaryota; Metazoa; Mollusca; Bivalvia; Ostreida; Ostreidae. The record is from RefSeq and is a predicted model, not a curated record. The coding region runs from base 122 to 2587 and encodes 821 amino acids. Gene Ontology annotation, molecular function: metal ion binding. The transcript has 12 exons. Gene Ontology annotation, cellular component: early endosome membrane.